UAUAUUGGGAGAGAGAUAGACGAAUUGGCGAAGAUAUUAACGAAUACUUUUCGAUGGAGGGACAGACAGACGAACUGGCAAAUAUAUUGACUAUGUCAUCUCGAUAGAGGGCCGUUAAAACCGUUGAUAUUCUGUUAAAAACUAAGAACAACAAAAAGCAAGUGAAAAGCUGUUCUGAGGGAAAAUGUGCUACUCUACUUCGGAUACCAAAAAGCGACAAAUAUUUUUAGCCUGUUUGCAUAAAAUCUAUGCACAAUUGUUUUUAUGACGUCAUCGAUGACAUCACGUUACGUCACGCCCUUGCCUCCUGUGACAGGUCAUCCAAGUUUGAUUAUCAAACAAUGUAUCUGGUAAGAGGUAUAUACCGGACGUUAUUUUGGUGGCGUCAUCGCUAGAGUCCCCCUUACGUUAGAACAAGCAAAGACUUCUGGAAUGCUUUACCUUUGUCAUAAAUGGAUUUGACGAAUUUUUAAGGCUGUUACAAAUCCUGUUGAUGUUUGAUACAAAUCCGGUUGUUAAACGUUGCUACAAAACCGGUUGAUCUUUGCUACAUAUCCCGUUGAUUGUUACAAAUGCGGGUAAUACAACAACUCCCACACGAUCUCAGAUUAACCAAACUCAAACGCCGCGUUCUUUAAUCUCAAAUCCAGUGGCCCGCUACUAUAUGCAUGUGCGGUCACGCAACCAACGCAGUACAGACAAGGGUGACAAGUUUUCGGCCCUGUGGAAGUACUUCCGCUACUGCUGAGCGGAUAACUGCAGAGGCCAUUCGGCCGAAGCAUCUAUCAAAUCACAUAGCAAGACUUCCUGUCAUAGCGUAUUUAUUCGCGGGUAAAAUUAGAGACAAAACAAGACCACUAAAGAUGAGGACGGCAUUCAUCUUGACGCUUCUGUUAACAGUUGGCCACUGCCUGAAAGCUCCUUGUGCGUCACCGGGGAAUCUGAAAAAUGGAAAAGUUCACGGACGGGACUUCCGGCAUCGUAAGCGAGUCUCCUUCUCCUGUAACCGGGGAUUUAGACUCAUCGGUGAGACAUCAAUCACGUGUUAUAAUGGCCAAUGGAGAAACGCCCCUCCCACGUGUACAUCCGGGUGUACGAACCCGGGGAAACCUCGCAAUGGUUAUCGUCAUGGUAACGACUUCUCAGACGGCAUGACUGUUAGCUUCUCGUGUCGCGUUGGCCUGGAUCUGAUUGGUCGAGAACGAAUCACGUGCUCUGGAGGAACGUGGAAUGGAAGAAAACCAAAAUGCAAGCGACGUUGCUGGGUUCCUAAGCCACCUCUUCGUGGUCAGAUACUGAGCAAAUCAGGCAAAGACUAUGUUAAGCACGGAGAGCAAAUCCGGAUUCAAUGCAACAGCGGUACCGACGCUUUUGGUCCUUCACAGAGUCAGUGCAAAGAUGGCAGAUGGAGUCCAAAUUUCCCUUUGCACAACAUUUGCAAAGCGCAAUGUAUUCUACGAAGUCUCAUUUCAAAUGGCGUGGCUCGAGUUCGUGACGGCACCUCAAUUAGAUACAGCUGUAACCCUGGUUAUACUCGAAGUGGCCCGGGGCGAGCAUCUUGCGAUGACGGGACAUGGACCCCCCGACCACCCACGUGCGAAGACUUUUCGCCAUGCGGUGAAAGCCAAACAAAUCUCCGCGCGAGGAUCGUGGGAGGGAACGAGGCGGGGCAUGGCACGUGGCCGUGGCAAGUUGGGAUUUACAAGCUUGACAAAGAAACUGGUAUAUGGACGCUGACGUGCGGUGGCACGCUUAUCAAAGGAGACUGGGUACUAACUGCAGCGCAUUGCUUCUUUGGGAUCAACAAAUUUACAAAGAAAUUAGCAAAAGACAUUUUGACUCCUGAAAUUUAUAAACUUAGACUUGGCGAUAACCAUCUUCAAAUAACAGAUCCUACACAACAAGACAUCUUAGCCAAAGACAUUAUUCUUCAUCCAAACUUCAUAAGCCUACAGACGUUUUACAACGACAUUGCCCUUGUCAAGCUAAGGACCAGAGUCAAACUUGGGCCAUCCGUCCGCACCAUCUGCUUGCCUCACAAGGGCGAGGCCUUACUCAGCCCUGGAAAGUACGGUUUCGUGGCGGGAUGGGGGUCGACAGAAAAGCUAGAUCCGGGACAACUACCACGUGGUCAUAAAAAGACGUCAAGGGUACUACGUCACACGGCAUUCACAGUUCAGCCAGACAGGAUCUGCCGGGACUCUACAUCUUACCAUUUUAACGCGAAUAUUACGUUUUGUGCGGGGGAGGGUAAGGGUGGUAAUGACACCUGUCGAGGGGAUAGUGGGGGGAGUUUUGUCCGCGAGGUUCGUAGGGAGGGCAAGUAUCGAUGGGUGUCAGCGGGUAUUGUAAGCUGGGGGGAGGGGUGCGGUAUUAAAGGCAAAUAUGGGUUUUACACUAGAGUAGAGUCCUAUCUCAGUUGGAUUAACAGCACAAUUCAGACACACAAGGGACGCACAAUGCUAUUAUAGGGAUCCAAAAUGGCCGCCGAGAAGGGGGAAAACGCUUGCUUUUCAAAGUCUACUUACUACAUUGUCAUAUGCCUUUGAAUUUCUGAAUCCUUUUAGUCACUGAGAAAAAACAGUUUCUUACUAGCCUUGUAUUUUCUCUUAUUCUCGGGUUAUUUUGAACUGUCUGUCUCAUAUAUACGACUUUUAUAAUCUCGGGUCGCGGUGCAAUAAAAAGGUUUUUUUUAUUUGGGAAUAGAUGGAGUGCGUUUACUUGACUGGAAGACUUCUCGUUUGUCUAAAUUUAGUGCACUAUAUUCCCUUACAACAACAACGACAUGUGAAUUCAAGGAUAGAUGAUUUAGAUUCACCGACCCAUCACUCCCUAGUACAGAUACACGUACUUUACCUAAACACUAACAGCACAACCAUCGAUGCUACAGCGAAUCACUAAAUCAUUAAAAGGGAAUACUUCAAAGACCAAAAUUGUUUCGCCGACGUUCAAAUAAAGACGAUUUCGAGGCA
Messenger RNA from Nematostella vectensis (starlet sea anemone), 2972 nucleotides. Its product is annotated as limulus clotting factor C-like. Gene Ontology annotation, molecular function: serine-type endopeptidase activity. The coding region runs from base 669 to 2471 and encodes 600 amino acids. Gene Ontology annotation, biological process: complement activation; proteolysis. The transcript has 8 exons. Gene Ontology annotation, cellular component: extracellular region. NCBI's taxonomy places the organism in Eukaryota, Metazoa, Cnidaria, Anthozoa, Actiniaria, Edwardsiidae. The record is from RefSeq and is a predicted model, not a curated record.